Scylla paramamosain (green mud crab) is the source of this 1168-nucleotide messenger RNA. Its product is annotated as skin secretory protein xP2-like. The record is from RefSeq and is a predicted model, not a curated record. The transcript has 2 exons. Lineage: Eukaryota; Metazoa; Arthropoda; Malacostraca; Decapoda; Portunidae. The coding region runs from base 26 to 1168 and encodes 380 amino acids.
UGGUGGAGUGGAGAAACAGGAGAACAUGAAAGUGUUGGUGGCGGCCCUGGUGGUGGCCCUGGCAGCGUGGCGGGGGAGCGAGGCCCUUCCCAAGCAAGCCCCUAACGCCCUCAGGCAGAAGCCCUGGUCAUGGCCUCCCCCCAAGCCUGCAGCAAGCCCGCCCGCCACACCUCCUGCGGAUUUUGGGUCCCGAGUCUCCCCUGGUGAUUUUGAGCCGGGACUUGUGGCCCCUGAAGGUGACGCAAGGCCUGAACUCGCAGCUCCCGGCGAUGACACAAGACUCGAGGCUCCUGAGGGUGACGGAGGGUUUAGUCUCGUAAUUCCUGUUGGAGGUGACGAGGAGCUCAGCCCUGUGGCUCCAAGACUCGGAGCUCCUGUGGGUGACGAACAGUUUGAUCCCUUUACUCUCUUCGAAGGUGACGCAGGCCUCGUCACUCCCGCCGGUGACGCAGAGCUUAGACUUGUAAUCCCUGGUGGUAGUGACGCAGAUCUCGAGGUGCUGCCACCAGGAGGGGCUGAUGCUGGUGUUGUCUCGGUGUUUCCUGACGGAGAUGAGCAAGGGCUAGAUGCUGCGUCUCCUGCUGGCGAUGAUCAGGGGCUGGACUCCGCGCUUCCUGGUGAGGACGAGACGAGCCUGCUGGAGUUGGAAGUGCCUGGCGGAGAGGGAGAGGACCUGCAGGCUGCUGGGAGUGAGGCGAACGUAGUAUCCAAAUCCCCCACUGGAGACACCACGCAGAUCGACUCCAGGUUAGGCUUGGCAGCACGCCGCCGCUCCCGCCGCCAGCGCCGCCGCCGCAAGAAGUCACGCGCAAGAGUCCCCGCCAGUGCCGAGGUGACGGUGGUGCUUCCUGGACCAGCGCCCUUCCCUGAGCCACCAACCUUUGACACCCUGUCUGUUGCUCUGCCCGCCGCCUUGUCCCCGCAACAACCCGCUGUCCCUGCACUGCGGCCCGCCCCUGCCCUGGCCCCGCAACUACCCGCUGUCCCUGCACUGCGGCCCGCCCCUGCCCUGGCCCCGCAACUACCCGCUGCCCCUGCACCGCGGCCCGCACCUGCCCUGCCCCCUAUUCCUGCCCUGCCUCCACAACUGGCCUCUGUCCCUGCUCCUGCUCCUGCCCUACCCCAGCAGGUGCCCCGUCAUCCCUGCCUACGAGCCCCCGAGGCCUGA